AUGAAAGAAAAUCAUUUAAAAAUUGCAUCAGAAUUAAAUCAAAUUUUAUCGCGAGAAUUAGAACGAACAAGUACAAUAUAUGAAACAAUUGCAGAACGUCAACCAACAUUAAAUGAUACAUGUGCAAUUGUAUUAGCAUUUUUAACUUAUCUUGAUCCAUAUACAGAUGGAUUUCAACGUCCUAUGUUAGCUGUUCAUUGGAUUAAAUGUAUUCAAGAUAGAGGAAUGACUAUUGUUUUUGAUCAAAUAUCAAGUAUUAAAGAUCGAAUUAUAAAUUGGCAAUUAGAUCCUAUUAAAGAAAAUUUACUACAAGCAAAUGAAUGA
This is a messenger RNA of Adineta steineri, 324 nucleotides long. Lineage: Eukaryota; Metazoa; Rotifera; Eurotatoria; Adinetida; Adinetidae. The record is from the annotation of a GenBank genome assembly.